AUGGCUUCUGGUGGCAAUCAGAAUUUUCCUCCUCAAAAGCAAGCAUCUCAGCCUGGCAAAGAGCAUGCCAUGAACCCUAACCCUCAGUACUCAAACCCGGAUUACAAGCCCUCCAAUAAAUUCCAAGGGAAGGUAGCACUAGUGACUGGUGGAGACUCUGGGAUAGGACGAGCAGUGUGCUAUUGCUUUGCUCAGGAGGGUGCAACAGUGGCCUUCACAUAUGUGGAGGGUCAGGAGGACAAGGAUGCACGCGACACGCUUGAAAUGAUCAAGCAGGUGAAAACUCCUGAUUCCAAGGAUCCAAUUGCAGUUGCAGCUGAUCUUGGUUUCGAUGAGAAUUGCAAGAGGGUCGUAGACGAGGUGACAAAAGCAUAUGGAUGCAUUGAUAUUCUGGUUAACAAUGCAGCCGAGCAGUACAAGGACAGCUCGGUGGCAGAGAUUGAUGAGCCUCGUCUUGAAAGAGUGUUUAGAACCAAUAUAUUUUCUUACUUUUUCGUGACAAGGCAUGCAUUGAAGCACAUGAAAGAAGGCAGCAGCAUAAUUUGCACAACAUCAGUUAAUGCGUACAAGGGAAAUCAGAAGCUGCUUGAUUAUACAUCAACCAAGGGAGCUAUUGUGGCAUUCGUACGAGGGUUGUCACUUGAGCUAGUGAGCAAAGGCAUCCGCGUCAAUGGUGUAGCUCCUGGACCAAUAGAGUUAUGGACUCCGUUGAUUCCAGCAUCUUUCGAUGAGGAGGAAACUGCAAAAUUUGGCUCUGAAGUGCCAAUGCAGCGAGCUGGGCAGCCCUGUGAAGUCGCGCCAUCCUACGUCUUCCUUGCUUCCAAUGCUUUCUCUUCUUAUAUAACCGGCCAAGUGAUCCAUCCUAACGGUGGGGUUGUAGUAAAUUCGUGA
Fragaria vesca subsp. vesca is the source of this 891-nucleotide messenger RNA. RefSeq names its product glucose and ribitol dehydrogenase homolog 1-like. NCBI's taxonomy places the organism in Eukaryota, Viridiplantae, Streptophyta, Magnoliopsida, Rosales, Rosaceae. The record is from RefSeq and is a predicted model, not a curated record. Gene Ontology annotation, molecular function: oxidoreductase activity.